Paramecium sonneborni is the source of this 689-nucleotide messenger RNA. The record is from the annotation of a GenBank genome assembly. Lineage: Eukaryota; Ciliophora; Oligohymenophorea; Peniculida; Parameciidae.
UGGAAAAAUAUUUUUAAUCAUUCAUUAAAUAAAAUAAUGGGUAAUUGUGAAACAAGCAACACAGUUAUUGGAGAUCCAUAAUUUUAACAAAUUGGAAGUGGAGAAUAAGCAAGAAACUUUAGCUCUACUUACAAAAGUGAAUAUGUUGAAGUACACGGUAACUUAGCUGUUGUUGAGGAACAAGAAGAAGGAGGUUUAGUUCUUUUAGACGAAACCGCAAAGGAAUAAGACUUAUUAAAAGUUAAGAUUUGUUGUGACACAUUAUAAACAGUAAAAUUAUUCAAUAUUUUAGAGCAUAGGAAUAGGAAUAGUUGAUUUUGAUAUAGUAAAAGAAACUGACUUUUCAGGAAAUUGUAAUUAUGGAUUAGAUCAUGGAAUGUGGAUUGUUUAUUCUGAUAAACGUAAAUUUAUUAUUAUAUUUAUUAGUUGUUGCUGCUUCUAAUGAUGAAAAUCUUGAUAAGAAAUCUUUAGGGAUUGAAGUUCAAAAUGGAGAGAUUAUUGAAUGUAUUAGAAAUGGAAAUGUAUUCAUCAUCAAGAAAUCUGGAGAGAACAAAUAAAUUACAUUCACAUUACCUCCAAAUAAAAAUUAUAGAUUUGCUGCAUAUUUAUUCAGCGGUUGGGAUAGCAAAGAUGCUAAAGUAUCUGAAGCUAGAAUCGAAACAUUAUGAAAUUUAUUCAUAAUUAUUUUU